This is a messenger RNA of Anopheles marshallii, 2595 nucleotides long. RefSeq lists its product as uncharacterized. Bases 1 to 2595 code for a protein of 864 amino acids. The transcript is spliced from 2 exons. Lineage: Eukaryota; Metazoa; Arthropoda; Insecta; Diptera; Culicidae. The record is from RefSeq and is a predicted model, not a curated record.
AUGGGUGUGAUGCUAUCGGUUCUAGUGGCCGGAGUGGGUGCAAUGGAUCUUAUUUACUGCCUGGCGUACGUCUCCAAUCAAGUUACCGGGGAGGAGCUGUCCAACGCCAUUGAGGAUGCUCCCGACGGUAAACAACACGGUGGCAUGGAACAAGGGCUCGAGCAGUAUCAAGAAAACAUACAGCAGCAAUUGAAAGCAGCACCACGGAGCACCGUUGAUGGUGUAACAGUUGCACAGGAUGGUGUUCCUUACAAGGAUGGGUAUAGACUGGAACCGGCUGAAGGUGCCGCACAGCUGGAUGUGCUAAUAGAAAAAUUGCGCAUUCUCGAACGACAAAGCCAGGAAAAAGAACAUCAACUGGAACAGAUGAGCGUGCAGAUGGGUGAGCUAGAGCGGAAUACGGCUGAGCAAAGCCUCAUUAUCGAGGAGCUUCGUUCGCGGUCGGUUAGCAGAGCUCACAGCGUUGAACCGUCGGGUAUUUUUCGAGCGAACCUGUCGCCUGCAGAUGCUGUGCCUCAAAUCGUGCUGAACGAACCGAACGACAGUGGUGGUGGUACUGAUGAACCACGGCCAAGUUCUAGCAAGUUCCGCCCGAUACGACGGGACGAUGGGUUGCGCAGGUCAGUGAAACGGCGAUCCGUGACGUCGACCACAUCAUUGGAAGAUCGUGCGGAGGAACUGGAGCGGUUGAGCCAGUUGGAGGAUGAAGAAUGCGCCCGGAUGGACGAUUACAUCCCGAUUGUUUACAGCCGCGAUGAAGUUGAUCCGAUGAAUCGACGACAUAAUAUCAGCCCAAUUCCAGAGAGCUGCCAUCAUCACGAAGACGACGAACGGCAAUGGGUGCCGGAACGAUCGCCAGAACCUACACUUGCCGCCAACAUUACGCGACCGUGGGGCGAUAUCAAGCUGGAAGAGAUGAAGGAGAAAGCUGUGUUGCGUCCCGCACGUUCAAUGUCCAUCGAGGAGGAAGAUAUUGAACCACCCGCGGUUCAGCUGCACUUGAGUGAAUCAGCACCGUCGAAUCUAAGCUCCCGCUCAAACUCUCCCGACCGGGAACGGGCGGAUGGGCCGACACUGCGACGCACAGCGAAGGAAGCCGACCUCAGGAUCCUGCUGCAACAGGGAGCAUCGGAGAGCAAGGGAGAUCUCCGGCCCGGCAGCGAAUCCGCGUCGGUUCGAGGAGUGACUCCGGUGAAUGCUGGCGGUCGGAUGCUUUCACCGCUGGCCACUCUUGAAGUGGAUGCCGGCACAGAAGGUGAUACGGAGGGCGAGACCGACCAGUUGCUAUCAGUGCCAAGAUCACGAGGUGCGUCGUCGGCACGUUCAAAGUCUUCAGGUUCCUCGUCGUCGCCGUCGCCCAGACGCAAGUACAAGGAACGUAAACGCGUCGCCCGGAGUCUUACACCGAUUGAUUACGAUCAGACGUUUAUGGAUAGUUUCACUGAGCAACGACUCUCCGUGUCACCAUCUGAGCUGGAAGACUACAUCAACAGCAUGGACGAGAUCAAUUUCGUGCCUCCUCCUCUGGUGAAACCAGCCUACAUAUAUCCUUCAGAACUUCCCAGCCUGGUACUGACAGACGAGCUUGGAACCGACGCUCAGUUUCAUGAUGAAAUGUCGUCGAAAUCUUUUUACGGACAGAGUCAACCGCACGAAGGGGUCACACUCAACCACAGGGUGAGCUACGUCGAAUGGAUCAAAAAGUUUCCUGACAAUCAAACGAGUCACUUGGCACUGGAAGACUUUGACAGCGACGACGAGGAGGUGGAAAAUAUUAUCCGACAAGCCGAGGGCGAGAAACCGUCGUUGUUUCCCACUGAUGUGCCGAAAUCAGCUGCCAAUUCACCGCAACCCUCGAAGCCGGAACUUCCUAAUACACCUGAAAAUGGGGGUUCGAAAGCAAUGAAUGCUUUGACCAACGAGCGUAGCGAAUUUCCGGUUAAUCUGACCCCGGCGUACGCUACACCUUCGCCAGUGUCGCUAGUGUCGGACCUAUCGGAUCUAUCCUCCCAAUCCUCGCAAGUUACCCAACCUUCACAAACGUUUUCUUCUUCACUUGCACUUGGAUCACCACUAUUGAACAAUUCCCACAAUACCUCGUCCGAGCACCAUUUCACACCGAUUCCCUCAAUAAGCAAGCAAUCAAACGGGAAUAACUCACAGCUUUCAUCAUUACAAUCACCACAGACUAACACACCACUGCGACCAAGCCUCGUCGUCCCAGUUGUUACAUCCCGGACACCAUCGGUGUCACCUCUGCCAUUAGACAUAUCGCCAGAGGAACUUGUGUUCGAAAUCGGCCAUCUUGAUGGAUUAAUCUUUGAAGCGAAAAGUCGCGAACCAACGCCAUUACGGACACCGAGCCGUAACGAACAACCGCCACUGCUCAGUCCGGAUGAGUUGGCCUUCGAUAUAGGUAACAUGGGUGGCUUAAUCCUGGGCCCACCGAGUCGCAGUGUUUCACCGAUGCCCCUCACACCUCACCCAUCGCUAGACUCUUCUGCCUCGUUAUCGCCUACCUCAUGGGAAGCAAAUGAGCAGCAAAAAUCUACCGCGCAUCCAGCAGUACACAACGAAACACGAAAUAACGAAUAA